UCUCCACCUAUCUAGCUACACUCUCCACCUCCACACAAACCAUGUGCAGUUGAGUUCACUGUACUACAUCAUGCUGCAGUACUAAACCUUGGAGCAAAAAAGACAGCUAGCUUUCUGUGACUAAGGUACUAUCCGCUUGCUGCAGUAGAGAUGUCGAACAAAGCAAAGGGAAGCUCUCUACAAGCCAGAGAAAGACCCAAGCUGAAACAGGGGGGUGGGGCUAGUAGGUCUGCAGAAGCUGUGAAAGGAAUACAACCUGCAACCAUAAAGAAAGUGCCAGUACUGCACACACACUCUCAUCAUAGUUUCCCGGAUGACCCUACUGGUCUGUCCAAGAGUGCGACUGUCACCAGACUGGAAAAGGAGCUAAUAGAACUGAAACGAGAAAACUCUGCUCUAAAGAAGGAGCUCACUGACAUUAAGGCUUUGCAUGAGCAGCUGAUUCACGAGUCUCCUCAAGAAAACUUCUCUGAGAAGAGAGUCAAUUUGCUGAAGUCACAACUCUUUCAGUUGGAGAGACAAGUGCUGUUGAUGUCUCAAGCUCUGGGUAGUCGAGGAGAGCUUCUAGUGGACUUGUUCAAUACAAUGGAGUGGCUGGAAGAGAGGGAAAAAUUAUCCAGCACAGGUGGAGAUGUGCUUCAAAGAGUCUCCACUUUAAAACUGAGGCUAUCCAAGUACAUGAAGUCUGGUACGCUGGAGAAUCUUGCAGAGCCAGUACGAUUCCUGGAUGGCUUCAUCAGGCCCAAGAAGAGCAGUGCUGUGCAGGGGACCACUUUGACAUUGGUGGAUAUUUGCAGAGGUGGCGCUGUGGACUGUAUGAACACAAAACGUUUGAGUCAUUUGGAGUGUAAGCUAGCAGAGCUCUAUGGGCAGUUGAUUCAGUUGAAGGGAUCUCUUGAAACUGGUCCUCCUAAUCUUAGUCGGACUAAACGUCUGCUCCAACCAAUCAAAGAUCAUUGCUGUGAUCAUGUGACUAAAAGCUGCAAGCUGAUUGGUGAAUGCUGUCACGAUCUGCUAUGUCUAUCACUUCUUCUACCGACAGCUCCUUGGCCACCUGUGGGGAAUAAAGACAUAUCUCCGACUGUUACUGUCAAUGACAUUAUGAAGAAUAUGUCUGCUUCUCUGCGAAGUAAAAAAGAGGUAAAGGAUGCGAUGGAAGCUGCAUAUCGUGUCUUCAACUAUAGUAUUGAUAUGCAAGAGGAAAAGCUGAAAUCUCUGAACAGAGAGCUUCAGUUCCAUAGAGAUGUGUACACCAUUCAAGCUGAUUACGUUGAUGCUCUAUUCAAAGGAGUAAGGUCAGGUUAUGAGGAAUUUGAGAGAUCUCUUCAGGAAAUAAUCUGCUCACCAGUUGAAGCCUUUCUAAGCAAGUACGAUGCCUUGUCUCAGACAGCCAGCGAAGAAGCACUCAAGGACUUCUUGUCAUCCAUCAAGCAACACUACCCGGAGCUGAAGGAUGCCAUGAGGAGGAUUAAAAAGACUGAAACACCAUCUACAGGAGUGGAGACUCUCUCGCUCUUUGGACAGCAAUUUUAUGAGCAGCUGCACAAACUGGAGGAGAGACAAUCUAGGCAUUAGUUAUGUUAUAUGCAGCUCGAUGUUUGUUCGGUUUCGUAGCUCUGCUUGCUGGAACUAAUUGGGCAUGGUAUCCGUUCAUCAUCUUCAACAGUACUCAAGGUUUUAUGAUCUUCAAUUGAACCUAUUGCGGUAGUAUAAUUUCGUAGUUUUAAUUUUUGUACAAUGCUCUAUAAUACAAAAAAUAUCCCGCUAUACGAUAUACUAUUAUUACUUGAGUACAAUGACUGUACAGUACAGUACACAGGAUUAACUUUCAUCACAUGGUUUUGCAAAAAAAUGCCAGCUUUAUUUUAUUUUAUUAUAAAUCAUUACAAGUGAAAACCAUUUGCUACAAAACAAAGUAAUCUAUGUUGUGUGAAUACAUGAAUUACAGAACUAAUUCAAAUUUCUAUAACUAAUUCCUAAUAUCUACUCCAGUCUUUCAAAAACAGUUCACAUGUCCCCCAGC
Molecule: messenger RNA, 2023 nt
Organism: Halichondria panicea
Lineage: Eukaryota; Metazoa; Porifera; Demospongiae; Suberitida; Halichondriidae
Exons: 15
Coding region: 151-1575 (474 amino acids)
Source: RefSeq, a predicted model, not a curated record